Mandrillus leucophaeus (drill) is the source of this 1304-nucleotide messenger RNA. RefSeq names its product stearoyl-CoA desaturase 5 (gene SCD5). Bases 462 to 1304 code for a protein of 280 amino acids. Lineage: Eukaryota; Metazoa; Chordata; Mammalia; Primates; Cercopithecidae. The record is from RefSeq and is a predicted model, not a curated record. The transcript is spliced from 3 exons.
GCCCAGAAGAGCCCGGCCGCGGAGGCCGGGGGGCGCCUUUCUCUUUAAGAGCCGCACGGGCGCUCCUGAUUGGCUGUAGCUAUGCAGGGUUUUCUUCCACACUCCCUCGGAGCGCUCCCUCCCGCGUCACCGGUCCAGCUCCGUUUCCACAGCACCCCUCCCCGGCCGCGCGCCCUUCCCGCCCCGCGCGCGCCUGCUCUUUCUCGCCGCGGAGUUCAGCCCGGGCAGCCGUAUGGGGGAUACGCCAGCAACAGAUGCCGGCCGCCAAGAUCUGCAUUCCUAGGCCACGCUAAGACCCUGGGGAAGAGUGCAGGAGUCCGGGAGAAGGGCUGGAAGGAGGGGACAGGACGUGCGGAGAAUUCCCCCCUAAAAGGCAGAAGCCCCCGCCCCCACCCUCGAUCUCCGCUCGGGCCGUGCGCCUGCCUGCCUGCUGCUGCUGCGGGCGCCCACCUCGCCCAGCCAUGCCAGGCCCGGCCACCGACGCGGGGAAGAUCCCCUUCUGCGACGCCAAGGAAGAAAUCCGUGCCGGGCUCGAAAGCUCGGAGGGCGGCGGCGGCCCGGAGAGGCCAGGCGCGCGCGGGCAGCGGCAGAACAUCGUCUGGAGGAACGUCGUCCUGAUGAGCCUGCUCCACUUGGGGGCCGUGUACUCCCUGGUGCUCAUCCCCAAAGCCAAGCCGCUCACUCUGCUCUGGGGUAAGUCCCGCCGGCGCCCCCUGCGCCCCGGGCUCAGUGGCCAGGCCGCGCUGGGGCGCGCGAGGUCGCCGCUGGCCCCUCGGCUGCGGUGUUUUUGUUCCGGUAUUUUCAACUUCCGCGCCCCCCUACCCCGCCGCGGUCUGCGUAAGGAAGCGCGUUUGCCGGCUUCCCUAUGGAGAGCCGAGGGGACCCGGAGUCCUGCGGCGCCACAGCUGGCGCAGAGGCGCGCGAAAGGAGAGGCUGGGCACAGGCUGAAUCGGUUCUCAUUCUUCGGAAGUUUCUCAGUGAGCAAACCGAGCCCAUGGCGAGAGCGGUCUGACCCUAGCACGAAGCUCCGACUGUGGCUGUGCAGAGCCUUCUCCAAACCCUGUUACCAUCUGGCCAGUGCGGGUCUGUUCCUCACCUGUGGCUCUCCUGGUACCCGCCUUCCGUACACCCCCACUCCUGCCAGUAGGGAAGGGAGCCCAGGCACUGACCACUAUUCCCCUUCCCCUAGGCUCCAGGGGCUCCGUGCCCACCCUGCACGACCCCAGUCGUUGAUCUUUGAACCACUUCGCAGCCGCCCUGGCCGCAAUAACUGGUUUUGGCCUCCUUUACUGAAGCGGCAGUAG